AACGCCAGGGACUGAACCCUCAACCUCAUGGCUCCUAGUCAGAUUCGUUUCUGCUGCGCCACCACGGGAACUCCCAGAUUGUAUUUUUAAAAUGCGAUGCCUCCAGCUUGGUGAGUUGGAAAGCCCCAGCAGGGUCCAGUUGAGGGACGGGGACCAAUUCUUUUUUUUGCUUUAUUAGGGCUGCACCCGCAGCACAUGGAAGUUCUCGGGAUGCACGUUCUAUCCCUGGCCUGGGUCAGUGGGUUAAGGAUCCGGCGUUGCUGUGGCUGUUGCAUGGGCCGGUAGCUACAGCUCUGAUUAUAGCCCCAGGCUGGGAACCUCCACGUGCUGCAUAUGCCGCCCUAAAGCAAAACGAACGAGCAAAACCCAGUGAGUUGGGGCCUCUGUGUGGUCAGAUACUGGGGUGACAUGGAGCAGGCAGGGUGCUUAGUGCCAGGUCCCUAGCAGAGGUCUUGCCCAGAGCCACCAUCCUCACCCCCUGCUCCCAAGCAGCUUGUUUGCUCUGUGUGUUUGUGAGCAGGGGUUCUGCUGAGCUCAGGAAGACCCGAGAGCCCCAAGAAAGGGCUGGUCUUGAGGACAACGUCCUCCUCGUUGCAGCCUCCCGGGAUGAAGGUCAGGGCCAUCCUUGCAUAGCGAAGUCAGAGGCUCUGAGGCUCGGAAUGGCUUCCCCCCACCUCUGCGGGGCAGGGGCAGAGCUGCUCCACUGGCCGAGUGUCUGCGGCAGCAGGACUGCUGGAUGGGGCAUCUCGGCGGGACACCCUGUUUUGCGCAGGGCCUUCCUUGGCCUGGGGCCUCGGCUGCAGUGGGCAUGUGUGGGCUUCACGUGCUGCCUCUGGAGUCUUGUCUGUGGAGGACUUGUGCAGGUUCCAGGGGCGCUGAGAGGGCCUGGGUUGCCUCCCGGCAAAGGAGAAGGACGGCCACACCUUAGCAGCUUCUUGCACUGACUAUGGUUUGCUGCCAAAAAAUUCCCAGGAGAAGGAAGGAACUGCAGGAAGGUAGAGCCGGAGCCAUGUACCACGGUUCCGAUCUUGGGGUGUGGGCCUCAUGCAAAUGCCCUCUGCGUCCCAGGGGAGGCGCUGAGGACACUGCCAGGCAUUGCUGUGUGUGGCGGUGCUGGAGCGGAGAUCCUUAAGGCCCAGUGCAGCCUGAGCAGGGGUGGGGCUGUGGAGAUCAGAGCUGAGCACAGGGGGUGCGGGCGAGGGGAGCUCCCGCAGAAGGGCUUCGCUUCAGGUGAGAGCAGAGGUUCCUGUGGGCAGUUGUCGCUGUCAGAUGGAAGCCAGAGCUCCCUUGGCACAGCCGCGCGACUGCUGGGCUCCUCUGGGACAGAGAGCAGGACGACUGGGUGGGGGCGCUCCCAGGACACCUGCAGGGUUGCCCGGAAUGGUCCUCACAGCCCAGCUGUCAGGCUCCAUCCUUCCCUCCAGCUGCCAGUGAGUCGCGCCCCAGCUACCCCCACCUACUCACGCUCGUCCCCGAGGCCGGAUGGUCCACUGCAACCUCAAACAUCAGCCCAGUGUGCAGGUCUUGGCGGCGCUGUCUCCCAGGGGAAGAGUGUGUGGGAAGGGGACCCCAUUGGCGGCCGGGCGGGCGUCCCCCAGCUCCCGCUGCCACUGUCUCAUCCCCGUCGUCAAGUGUGACUGCGUCCUGUGGCCAGGGCGGUUCCUGUUCAUCUCCCGGAUUCCCUCCCACCUCCCCACCCUCCUCCCGUGGAUGCUGUUUGCGGCUUCCUCCUUGGGGUCUGGGGCCUCCUGUCCUUGGUUUGCAGACUUGGAUACAGAUGGGUGGGCCUGGCUCCCCCGAGCACCUGCUGGUGACUGCUGGGUACCUGGGCCUGAGAUCUCCGGUUCUCAGAAGAGCUGCACGGCUCACAUGCCUCCAGUUGGGUCUGGUCCUCACAGGUGACCCUUAGCUCAGUGAGACCGAGCACACAGUAGGCGCACACAGUAGGUGCCAGAUUCUGGUGUUACCGUCCCUUUGAAGACCUCGCAUUAGGCUGUCUCCUUGACAACCCAUCUGCUUCCCUCUGUGUUUGUGCUGCUAGAGGUCACAGGAGGCCCUUUAAUGGGAUGGAGCCAUUUCCAGACAAGAGGACCCUGUGGCUGGAGCCGCAGGGCUGCCUGAGGCAGGAGUGGUGGAAUUACAGAAAAAUGGCGUCUGGGGAGCACGUCCGAAGCAUGCGGAGAAGCAAGACGAUGGGUGUGACCACUGUGUGCCCGACCCGCCUUCAGCAGAACCCAAACUCAUUUCCAAGAAGCAGAGAGCAGAGCGCAGGCAUAUUCAUUUCCUGUUUUGAUUGCUGGUUACUUCGUGACCUUCCUUUGAGGCGCUGCCGUGUAGCGCUGGUUGUCAUGGAAACAGGGAGUGCCGAGCGAGGGGAUAGGACCCGAUGCAUUUCUUUGUCGGGUCCAGCUGAUGCCUUGAGCUUCCUCUCUGCCGUGUGCAUGUUUGCGAGGAAGGAGGUACCCACUGGAGAAAAUGAGUUCGGGGGUGAGCUGCUGAGCCAGAGGUGGACACACGGAGACAAGGCCACCAGCUGCAGGACCUCGAGGCUCUUGCUGGGCGGACACGGCAAGAUGAGCUUAGAAAAUGACGAAAAGAGAGCGCGAACGAGAUCCAAGGCCCUUCGAGCACCCCCGGAGCCCGCAGGUGCCGACCUCAGCUGCCCCACCCCAGGAUGCACGGGCUCGGGACACAUCCGGGGCAAGUACUCCAGGCACCGGAGUUUGCAAAGCUGCCCCCUGGCCAAGAAGAGGAAGCUGGAGGACGCAGAGGCCGAGCACCUGGUGUCCAAGCGGAAGGCACACCCGCUGAAGCUGGCUCUGGAUGCGGGCUACGGCGUGGACAGCGACGGCAGUGAGGACGCCGAGGUGAAGGACGCCUCUGUUUCGGAUGAAUCGGAAGGAACUGCGGAGGAGGACGAGGCCGAGAUGUCAGGACAGGAGGAGAUUCAUCGCCCAGAGCCAGCUGAAGGAAGGAGCCCUGUCAAGGCUCAUUUCGGACCCAACCCCGUCAGCAGCCCCACGGGCUCCUCCAAGGGCUACAGCAGCUACCAGGAAAUCAUCGCCACGUCUCUCCUCAACUUGGGCCAAAUCGCUGACGAGACCCUGGUCGGGGACGACUCAGGCCAGGUGGCCAAGCCGGGCCCGGCCAUCAUGCGGCUGGUUCAGGAGGAGGCUGAGGAAGGGGCCACCAGCGAUGAGGGCGACAAGGACGCCGUUAUCCAGCCGGAGGACGCCGAGGAAGUGAUUGAAGUCACCAGCGAGCGCUCCCAGGAGCUGUGUCCCCAGUCCCUGGAGGGCGUGGCCGGCCAGGAGCCCAGCAAGCCGGACGUGGGCCUGGGUCACGAGGAGGAGGAGGACGAGGACGAGGAGGAGGACGAGGAGGACGAGGAGGAGGACGAGGCCGAGGCCCCUCCUGAUGUCAUCUGCCAGGAGGCCCCCCAUGCCGCCCCCACCAAGGCCCCUGAGCCCCGGCGCCCGGCACCGCCCAGCCCCAAGCCCGCCUUCUCCGUCAUGCUGGAGGCGCACUCUGACGACGGCAAGGACGAGGACUCUCGCUCGCAGAAGUCCGCGGUCACGGACGACUCUGAGAUGUACGACGUGUUGACCCGUGGGAACCUGGGCCUCCUGGAGCAGGCCAUCGCCCUGAAGGCCGAGCAGGUGCGGGCCGUCUGCGAGCCGGGCGGCGCCCCCACCGAGCAAGGCCCACCGGGCCCGGGCGAGCCGGGCAAGGCGGCGAGGCCCCUGGAUGCUGCACGGAAGAGCUACUGCAGCAAAGGUCUUGUGCGUUCAGAUCCCUCAAGAGCGGAGAAACGCGAGAUCAAGUGUCCGACGCCAGGCUGUGACGGCACUGGCCAUGUUACCGGGCUGUACCCGCACCACCGCAGCCUGUCUGGCUGCCCCCACAAGGACAGGAUCCCCCCAGAGAUCUUGGCCAUGCACGAGAAUGUGCUCAAGUGCCCCACGCCUGGCUGUACAGGCCAAGGCCACGUGAACAGCAACCGUAACACGCACAGAAGUCUGUCUGGGUGUCCCAUUGCCGCUGCUGAAAAACUAGCCAAAUCUCACGAGAAGCAACAGCCACCGACGGGAGAGCCUUCCAAGAACAGCUCCAAUUCAGACCGGAUCCUCAGGCCCAUGUGCUUCGUGAAGCAGCUUGAGGUCCCUCCGUACGGAAGCUACCGGCCUAGUGUGGCCCCUGCCACACCCAGGGCCAACCUGGCCAAGGAGCUGGAGAAGUUCUCCAAGGUCACUUUUGACUACGCAAGUUUUGAUGCUCAGGUUUUUGGCAAGCGUAUGCUUGCCCCAAAGAUUCAGACCAGCGAAACCUCACCGAAAGCCUUUAAAUCCAAACCUUUCCCAAAGGCCUCUUCCCCCAGGCACAGCCCCUGCACUUCGUCCUCUUCUGCAGGCUUCGACUAUGCCCACGACGCGGAGGCUGCCCACAUGGCCGCCACCGCCAUCCUGAACCUCUCCACACGCUGCUGGGAGAUGCCUGAGAACCUCAGCACGAAGCCACAGGAUCUGCCCAGCAAGGCCAUGGACAUUGAGGUGGAUGAGAAUGGGACCCUGGACCUGAGCAUGCACAAGCACCGAAAGCGGGAGAAUGCUUUCCCUGGUGGUGGCAGUGGUGGUGGCGGUGGCAGCAGCAGCAGUAGCCCCGGUGUGAAGUCACCGGACGCCUCCCAGCGCCAGAGCAGCACCAGCGCCCCCAGCAGCUCCAUGACCUCGCCCCAGUCCAGCCAGGCCUCCCGCCAGGAUGAGUGGGACCGGCCUCUGGACUACACCAAGCCCAGCCGCCAGCGAGAGGAGGAGCCCGAGGAGUCAGAGCCAGCAGCCCAUUCUUUUGCUUCUUCUGAAGCAGAUGACCAGGAAGUGUCGGAGGAGAGUUUUGAGGAGCGGAAGUACCCCGGGGAGGUCACCCUGGCCAACUUUAAGCUGAAGUUUCUCUCCAAGGACAUAAAGAAGGAGCUGCUCACCUGUCCCACCCCCGGCUGUGACGGCAGCGGCCACAUCACCGGGAACUAUGCCUCCCACCGCAGCCUCUCUGGUUGCCCUCUUGCUGACAAGAGCCUCAGAAACCUCAUGGCUGCCCAUUCUGCUGACCUCAAGUGCCCCACGCCUGGCUGUGACGGCUCCGGCCACAUAACCGGGAACUAUGCGUCGCACCGGAGCUUGUCAGGCUGCCCUCGUGCCAAGAAAAGUGGAGCCAAGGCAACGCCCACGAAGGAUGACAAGGAAGACCCUGAGCUGAUGAAGUGCCCCGUUCCAGGCUGCGUGGGGCUUGGUCACAUCAGCGGCAAGUAUGCCUCCCACAGAAGUGCAUCGGGCUGCCCCCUGGCUGCCCGGAGGCAGAAGGAGUGUUCGCUCAAUGGCUCCUUCUCCUGGAAGUCCCUGAAGAAUGAGGGGCCCACCUGCCCCACUCCAGGCUGCGACGGCUCUGGCCACGCCAACGGGAGCUUCCUCACCCACCGGAGCUUGUCUGGCUGUCCCAGAGCGACCUUUGCUGGGAAGAAGGGGAAGCUCUCAGGGGAUGAGGUUCUCGGCACGAAAUUCAAGACGAGUGAUGUGCUGGAGAACGACGAGGAGAUCAAGCAGCUGAACCAGGAGAUUCGUGACCUGAACGAGUCCAACUCCGAGAUGGAGGCUGCCAUGGCGCAGCUGCAGUCCCAGAUCUCGUCCAUGGAGAAGAGCCUGAAGAACAUCGAGGAGGAGAACAAGCUUAUCGAGGAGCAGAACGAAGCCCUGUUUCUGGAGCUGUCAGGCCUGAGCCAGGCCCUCAUCCAAAGUCUUGCCAACAUCCGCCUUCCGCACAUGGAGCCAAUCUGCGAACAGAACUUCGACGCCUACGUGAGCACGCUCACCGACAUGUACUCCAACCAGGAGCGCUACCAGAACCCCGAGAACAAGGACCUCCUCGAGAGCAUCAAGCAGGCCGUGAGGGGCAUCCAGGUCUAGGCCUCCUCGUGCCAGGAGCCAGCGUGCUGACCCCGGGCGCCCAGGGCCCCUGGCCUUGGCUCCUUCGUUUACCUCCCUUGCCCUGCCCUCCCAGUGGAGAUUCCCAACUCGUACUGACUCCGGUUGGCGGCCCGGGGCGGCCUCGCGCAGGUCCACCCAGAGGGGUGCGUGGGAAGCUGUGUCGCCCUCCAUGUGAGGUGCUGGCCGGGCCGGAGGCCUCGACACCUCCACGCACAUGCAGGGGCGUGAAGUAUUGCAAAGUGAUUUAUUUUUGUUUCUGAAAGCUCGAAGUCUCCAGUGGAAGCUCAUGGACAAGGUUCUCAGGGAAGUUUAGGAGUUUGCAACCACAGUAUUCCUUUGUCUGUCGAGGCUGAGAGGCAGCCCUGGGCCCAGGGUGGGUGGUGCGUGUGACGUGUCAGCCUGGAGCGAGCCGGUCAGUGAGGCCGCAGCGGCAAGUGUGUUCUCUGUUGUCCUUUAAUUCAGUUUUAUGUUAAGGGUGGAAAAAAGCAGCGUUCCAGAGGGUAGGUCAGGAACAGGCCUGCAGCCCCCUGUCAGCUCGAGGAAGCCAGCCUGGGCUCCUGCCAGUCCGCGCUCGCCCUACGCCAGGGCGCCUCGUCUGGGAGCUGCUGCCCGAGGCCCCAGACACUGUGCUCGGGGUCACGCUCCCUCUGGGGGCUGCGGCCUUUAGACCCAGGUCUGGGGCCCUGCCAGGGCCCUGGCUCUCUGUGCGCCCCCCUGGGCCCGGGAGCUGCCACUGCCGCGUUACCUGGGCCGUGGCUGGGCUUUCCCGAGGUGGGGACAGGGUCGGCGAGGUCAGGGGUAGAGUCCCAGCUGAAGACCACCAGGGGUUCUCUCCGGUUUAGAUCCAUUUACGAUUCGAAGGAAGGUCAGUUUCGAUUUAACGUGUUAAAAACACGAUGUAAAUAGAGUCCAAAUCAAUUGUGACUGCAAUUCCAAGGUAGUAUUUAAAAGUAGAAAAACUGCACUUCCUGGAAGAAAGGAGAAAGUAGUUAGUUUAAUUAUUCUGUAAAUUAUUUAAUUUUGUCAAAAUGUAAGUAUUUAUAUUCACAACCUCUUAUGUUAACGUUUGCUAUUUAUUUAACAUUUUUAUUUAUUAAUUUUAUACUAUUUUACCUAGACCCCCCCACCAGGACAUAUGAGAGGGAAAUAAAUGAAAUCAAAGCAAAAUUAAAUAUGUGACUGAGAGAUAGGCCGCAAAAAACUUGCUAUAACUUCUAGUUAUGAUUUUAAUGCAACCAAGUUAUUUUUUAUAUAUUUUGUUAUUUAUUCUUUUAAUAAUGGAGUUUUUAAAAAAGUAUUUUGUACCUGAGGAAUUUUGAUAAUUUGGGGUCCUUCCCCUCGGUCCAAUGGGAAGAAAGGCUUUUUGGUUUUUGUCAUCCCCUUUGGCUCCUUUUGUUUCAGGCACAACCGCAAAUGGAAUAUUCUGUAUCUAUUGUUCAUUUCAGUGCAGUGCAGAUGUGUGUGGUGCUCUGGCGUGUUUCUUGUGUCGCGUCCGUGUGCCGGUUCUUGACGGCUGAGUCCUGUUACUGUGAGGGAGCCCUGGGCGCUCGCAGGCCCCGUUCCUCUGACAGCCCCGAUACUGUGACCCUCCUUCCUCAGGAAACGCGUUGAACCCACAGCACAGCACUUCUUGGUGUGUUUGCAGGGUGAUUUCGUAAUAAAAGUCCACUCUGACUGUGAGUGGGAGCCGUGUCUGUGGUGAGGAGGCCGUCUCUGUCCCGGGAGCUCUGAGGGUCACUUUCUGGGAGCGGGCGGUCAGUGGGCUCUCCGCCUCAGGCAUCUCCCUGAUGCCACACGUGGCUCCCACCUGGAAACCUGGGUCUGAGUCACAGCCUGCACAUGCGUAAAUCAGAACCUCCUCCUGGGGUCGGGAGAGGUCUUCUUGCUGGGGUUGUUGGACUCGGGCCUGUCCCGGGCCAUCUCCUGGUCAUGGGAGGAAGCCAUCUGCAGUAGGAGAGUGUUUGGAUAUUUUGGACAGAGCAGAGCUGAGAAGUGAGGGAGAAAGGCGGUGGAAGGGGGAGGAAGAGAGAGCUCCCUGGUGGUCUUUUCAGGGCUCCUGGAUUCAGCCAUACCUGAAGGUGUCUACCCUUGCGGUAACUCCUUGCCGUUUCACACUUUUGUGUCAGGUGGGACUCUAGCUCUCCCAGGUGAGACCUAGGUCUGGGGCUUCUGGUCACAUUCAACCCAGACUGUCAACACAGUUCGACCUCCCUAGGUAUCUAGCCCUCGAGGCCCACCUGAAGCUCCCAUCUGACCUGUGAACAAAGGAAAAUUCUUAGAGAUUUUGGGCUGCAUUUCCGAUCCCUGCCCAAGUUGGACAGUGGAGGGUCUGGAGGGCUCCAGCUACUGGCUGUGCAGCACAUGGAGUGGGUUGAGUUAGCCCGUUGAGCCUCAAGGAAGGGCUGCCGGGUCCCUCCGCAGAAGCCCCGUGGGGACGGGGCCUGGGGGGCUGGGUUCUACCCAUUCAUGUCAGCACAGAUGCUGGGUCCCCUCUGCAAGCUGAGGUGACAGCACUCCGGGGCCAUGAGAGCUGGUGGCAGGUGAUGAGCAGAGGCCAGGGCCGUGGAAGAGCUGGUGAACUGCCACAAACGUCCCCGCCAGACCUCCUGCUCCACCCUCUCCCAGGGCUUUGUCCUGCUCCCUGCUGAAGGUCCCUGGGCCUCCGGUAGCUCCAGACUCUGAGACGUUGCCCUUGGGGGGCGCAGUCCAUCCGCUUCCAUUCAGCAAGAACCUCUCCCGGUGCCAGGCGCCCGGCCUCAGGACUUGGGUUAAGACCUACAGUGACUCCCUGAGAGCAACGUCGACAAGCACCCGUCCCACGAACGCGGCAGUUGGGUGCUCGUGGGCUCACAGAGCUGGUUUCAGCUUGUUUCGAGGUGGUGAGCUCUGCCUGCAGCGCGGCCGAGCAUCUGGUGGGUCUGAAGAGCCACGGAGAUGGCUCAGGCCGGAGGAGGCCCCCAGAGGUCAGUCUCAAGGGCAGGUGAGUGUGCAGACAGUGCGGAAUCCAGGGGCUUGGGGCGGGGGAUUGGGGGGCAGGGGGCCCUCCGCAGGCCGCGUCUCAGCAGAAAUCUCUGCUCACCGCAGGGGGACAUGUGGGCCAGUUCAGUCCUGGACCCAGCUGUGCCCUCGGAGUUGCUCAGACCCCAGGCUGGCUGUGGGCGCCAAAGGGUGCUCCCCUCAAGUGUGGGUGGCCCUCCGUGGUGGCGGGUCUCAGAGAGGCCGUGUUUAGGAUGGGAUUGGUGGGAUGGAGGAGAGGGGGCUUCCUGGAGAGGGACCACCGAGGGCAAGCAGUGCUGGCGUCGGGCACCCCGAAGUUGAAGGACCGGGGCGCUGAGGAGGCUGCUUUGGUCCUAGGAGGCCUUGAGCUUUUCCUGCCUCUGUUCCCUGACUCCAGGACCCUGGGGGCGCUAGGGAGCCUGGCCUCAGGAACUUUCGGUCAUAAGCCCUUGGCUUCCACCCACCAUGACAUCCUGCGCUUCUGAGGGUUUGUCCUGUGGGCUCAGCAGACCCGGCUCGAAGGUGGCUCUGCAUGUGCCAGCUGGUGUUUCUGCGGGCACAGCUGCGGGCAGGGGGGACCACUGCAGCACCUCUGGCUUUAGAAGACGCAGGGUGCAGCGACCUGGGAUGUUAGGAGGCUGCACAGUCCCACAGCCCGAUGACGACACUGGCUGUUCGCCCCCGACCAGGAGCUGCACCUCCUGCUUGGGGGGUCGGCCUCAGCCACCACCCUCCUGGGGUCCAGGGUCGGGGGGGUGUCUUGGGGUCCAGGCACGCGCUCUCUUAGGACUUGUCGUUGGCUUUCUCUCCCAGCCCAUGGAGCCUCCCUUUACCCUCUCCAGAGAGUUCAGCUCGAGGCAUUAUCCGGAGGGAGGGGAACCUUCCCCAGCUCUCAGCGACCCUUUCCGCCAGCCGUCCUUGCUACAGGCCCCUCUUCCUCCUCCAGCGCAACCUGAAGCUGCCAGUUCCCCGGGGUUCUGAGGGGCGGACGCCUCGGUCCUGAGCUUCCCACACUCUGGCUACAAUUCAGGUUUGGGGUCUGCUCAGGCAUUCAUUGCAUAUCUCUGUGUUUUCCGGCUUCUAAACCACAUUUGCCAUCCCUUCUUCCAUCUUCCUUUCCUGCCAGUUUACACCUUAAAAGCUGUCACUUUGGCUAGGUUUUGAGAGGGUGCCAAGGAUGGCAGGUGUGUAUACCUGCCCGCCUAGCCUGGACCCACGGGGAGCACCCCAGGUGGCCGAGCACCUGACCAUAUGUGUGGGCUGCAUGGAUGGCGCCCCACGAUUGCACAAGAGACUUUCUCCCAGAAGCCGCUGCGCCCCUAAGACGCUGGCCCCACAGGGAUGUUACCGCUGUGGGUGGGAACGUUUUCUCCCUGCUGGCUGAUUUCAGACCUUGCAGCUCUUCCAGGUAUGACGGGCGCUGCCUGCCUUUCUGUUUACUCCUCCUUGAAAUAAGGAGGUGGCUUCUCCAAUAGCACCCUAGCUCCCGACUCAGCCAAGUGCCCACCAGUUUAAAACAUGCAGGGCCCAGUGGACCCAGGGUGGUGGGCACCUCACUGACGCUGGGCAGCUGACCCCCAGGAGAGCCCCUGUGGUCCUUCUGGCACCCCAGCCUCCCACCAGCCAUGUGAGGAAUGGUCGGCCAUUUGAGUCACAUGGACCUACACAGGGAUGCGUGUGUGAUGGCACCUGCCCACCUUAGGGGACAGUGUGGACACAGUGACGCCUGGGCUCCAGGGAUUCCCCCCCCACCAGCUGAGGUGUCUGCAUUGGGCUCGUUCUGCUCCCUCCCUGGAAGCUUCUUGAGCCAAUGUAGGUCUUGGGGGCAUAUCCGGAACCCCACAGAGUUGGAGGAGGUUGUCAGCCCUGCAGGGCUGUCCUGGAGCACCUACGCUCAGGAUGAGGGGCCUGGUGGGAGAGGCGAGGGGCGCCCAUGGAUCAGCCCUGCCCCCCCCGCCCCCCGCAUUGGCCCAAGAACAGAUGAGAUGGGGGUGCGUUCAGGUAUGGCUGUAGACUGGCCCAAGAGCAGGAGCCGGGGAGGAAAAGGACAGCUCCCACUUUCACCUCCUCAGUGAACCCACUCUUCUCUGCUCUAAGGGCACCUUCUGCCAAAUUAGACACACUUCUGCCUGUUUCUUUCACAACCUAUUGCAAAUGUUCUCCUUGUCUUGAAUUGUCACGGCUUUCUCUGUGGAAGUUGUCAGAACAGCAGAGGAGAAAUCUGACUAAAGAUGGUGAGGAACCCCUAGAUCCCCCCACUACACGGUGAAGACCAAGCAGAAGUGCUUGAAAGUCCCACACUAUGCCCGGGGGCCCCUGGCCAAGACCCUAGCAGGCCCCCAAAUCGGAAGGGCUCAGUCACGGCUGAGUCACCCACACAAAGCCCUGCCUGUCUGAGCCCUGACUCAGUUCCUGGGUGACCCUGAGCCCUCUGGACCCACACGGGCUCCUCUAAUCUCCCAACCCUGUGGUCCAGGCACUAGAGUUGGCCCCAUCCUAUAGAUGAGGAGACUGAGGCCCAGGACGCUGCUUGGGGUAACACAGAGGGCUGGCUCUGCAGCCAGGACUUCCCCCAGGCCCCUGGUCUCUGGGGUCUGCCCUUCUCAAGAAGAGGAAGGGGGAGUGCCAGCUCAGCUGGGCCCCACAGUGUGGUCAGAGCCAGUAGGCACUGAGGAGCCAGAAAAGGGGCUGCUUGGCCCCCAGGCCAGCAGGAGGGGCAGGAGGUAACAGGAAGGGUCUGCCACGAGGCUGGUGGAGAGGCAGGUCCUGCUCAUUUCCCAGUCACGGGCGAGGUAGCUAGGCAGACACUGCUGCUCCUGGGAGCUCCCACUGACCUUUUCCCAGGGGAGGCAGGACUGGAGGGAAGUCCCAAGCUGCUUUAGGUGGAGGCAGGUUCUCCAGGGCUCCUCUGGCCCCUCCCGCCCGUGGGCUGAGCAGGUGCCUGCUGUUGGCCAGUGGGGAGAGGUGCUGCUGUCCUGGGCAGGAGGAGGACCCAGGGGACAGGCUGUGGGUUAGGGAGGUCUGGUUGUGUCCCUGGACACCUUGGCAAGGGACAGUUCCCAGGUGGGAGCCACACCUGGCAGGAGCCCCAGGAGUUAGAAAGUUCCCAGACCUGCUUGGAGCGUUGAUCAGGGGACACCCAAGCCUGACCCUCCUUGACGGGGACCCCAUGGUGAACACUGAUCCCUCCUUCCAGGGUGCUGAGCUCCUGGGAGAAGAGCAACCACGCCUCUGAUUUAUAAACAGCACUGAUUUAAAAUGUGAAGCAGUCAAUACCAAGAGAAUGCAUUUGUCUACUUCACCUGAGCUAAUUACGGACUCUGGGCCUUUUGUCCAGAUGAGGAGGAGGUGCUGCAGGCCAGCGUGUCUCUACCUUGGGCUGGGGCACCUGGACACCCCAGUGGCAAGGUGGGAGAUCCAGGUGGAAGCUGGCUUCUAUGCCUAGGACAAAGAGGGCGACAUAACCACAGGUGGCCCCACCUGGACACAGGGCAUCCGCAGCCACAAGGCCCAGAAGAUCUGCUUCUUGGUUUGGUUUCCAGGUUCACACACUCCAUGUCCUCUGAUCAGAGGAGGGUGGACCAGCCACAUGCCAAGAUCUUUUCUUUCUGAUCUUCCUGGAGAGGCUCCAGCCUACCUUCCCUGGAGCUGGGGAUGGUGGCAGCCACCAGACAGGCCAGGUCAGCUGUCAAAGUGGCCUUGUGAGCAGGAGGGUCCUGAGAGCCUGAGAAUGGGCCCAGGCCCCAGAGGCCUCUCUCCAGCUGCUUGGUGAGGGUUCACUGCCACUAGAGCGGCCUUGGAAUUUCUGUAAGGCGCCAGGCUGGUCCAAGACCCCUUUUUAGAUUCCUGAGGGCAGUCUCUUCCGAUGUACACAUUCAGUCAAAAGCAGAAAGGAGUCAGAUAUCUGUGGCUCAUCUAAAUCUAUACCUCAAUCUGUAUCAUCUAUAUCCCUACCUGUAUGUCAAGAAGGAUUUGUUUUCAGGUGCUGGCUCACACAAUGUGGAGGUUAAGGCUAAACUCUGCGACAGGCCAGCAGGCUGGAGACUCCGGAAGCGUUGACGUUGCCAGCUGGAAUCCAAAGGCCGCGUGGAGGAGUUCCUGCAGUGGUGCAGUGGGAUCGGAUGGCUUCCCUGGAGCGCUUGGGCCCAGGUUUGCUCCCCAGCCCAGCGCAGUGGGUUAAGGAUCCAGCGUUGCCACAACUGCGGCUCGGAUCUGACCCCUGGCCCAGGCCCUCCCUGUACCAUGGAGGUAUAUGGAGAAAGAAAGAGAGAGAGACCACCUGGAGGCUGAUUCCUCCUUCCUGGGGUCAGUCUUGGCUCCCGUGUUAUGGAGGGUAACUGGCUUUACUCAGAGUUUACUGCUUUAAAUGUUAGCCACAUCCAAAAAAUACCCUCGCAGCAACACCUAGACUGGUAUUUGACCAAACAUCUGGGCACUGCAGCCUAAUUAGACCCAUAAAAAUCACUGCAGACUGCUUCCCUGUGCCAAGCACUGCUAACAUUUCACUAAGGUGGUUUGUCUUUUGUUUGUUUUUUUGCUUUUGUUUUGCUUUUAAGGCUGCAUCCUCAGCAUAUGAAAGUUCCCAGGCUAGGGAUCGAAUUAGAGCUGCCAGCCUACACCACAGCUCACAGCAACA
Messenger RNA from Sus scrofa (pig), 13611 nucleotides. RefSeq names its product myelin transcription factor 1 (gene MYT1). NCBI's taxonomy places the organism in Eukaryota, Metazoa, Chordata, Mammalia, Artiodactyla, Suidae. The record is from RefSeq and is a predicted model, not a curated record. Gene Ontology annotation, biological process: regulation of transcription by RNA polymerase II. Gene Ontology annotation, cellular component: nucleus. Gene Ontology annotation, molecular function: zinc ion binding; DNA-binding transcription factor activity, RNA polymerase II-specific; RNA polymerase II cis-regulatory region sequence-specific DNA binding.